AUAACCCUAGCCCGAUGCCCUAACCCUAAUCACAUAACCCUAGCCCAAUGUCCUAACCCUAAUCACAUAACCCUAAUCACAUAACCCUAGCCCAAUGUCCUAACCCUAAUCACAUAACCCUAAUCACAUAACCCUAGCUCAAUACCGAAACCCUAAUCACAUAACCCUAGCUCAAUGCCGAAACCCUAAUCACAUAACACUAGCUCAAUGCCCUAACCCUAAUCACAUUACCCUAGCCCAAUGCCGAAACCCUAAUCACAUAACCCUAGCCCAAUGCCGAAACCCUAAUCACAUAACCCUAGCCCAAUGCCCUAACCCUAAUCACAUUACCCUAGCCCAAUGCCGAAACCCUAAUCACAUAACCCUAGCCCAAUGCCAAAACCCUAAUCACAUAACCCUAUCCCAAUGCCGAAACCCUAAUCACAUAACCCUAGCUCAAUGCCCUAACCCUAAUCACAUAACCCUAUCCCAAUGCCGAAACCCUAAAAACAUAACCCUAGCCCAAUGUCCUAACCCUAAUCACAUAACCCUAGCCCAAUGACGAAACCCUAAUCACAUAACCCUAGCCCGAUGCCCUAACCCUAUUCACAUAACCCUAGCCCAAUGCCGAAACCCUAAUCACAUAACCCUAUCCCAAUGCCCUAACCCUAAUCACAUAACCCUAUGCCAAAGCCGAAACCCUAAUCACAUAACCCUAUCCUAAUGCCGAAACCCUAAUCACAUAACCCUAGCCCAAUGCCGAAACCCUAAUCACAUAACCCUAGCCCAAUGCCCUAACCCUAAUCACAUAACCCUAUCCCAAUGCCCUAACCCUAAUCACAUAACCCUAUCCCAAUGCCCUAACCCUAAUCACAUAACCCUAGCCCAAUGCCCUAACCCUAAUCACAUAACCCUAUCCCAAUGCCGAAACCCUAAUCACAUAACCCUAUCCCAAUGCCGAAACCCUAAUCACAUAACCCUAGCCCAAUCCCAAAACCCUAAUCACAUAACCCUAUCCCAAUGCCCUAACCCUAAUCACAUAACCCUAGCCCAAUGCCGAAACCCUAAUCACAUAACCCUAGCCCAAUGCCGAAACCCUAAUCACAUAACCCUAUCCCAAUGCCGAAACCCUAAUCACAUAACCCUAGCCCAAUGCCGAAACCCUAAUCACAUAACCCUAUCCCAAUGCCCUAACCCUAUUCACAUAACCCUAGCCCAAUGCCAAAACCCUAAUCACAUAACCCUAUCCCAAUGCCGAAACCCUAAUCACAUAACCCUAGCCCAAUGCCGAAACCCUAAUCACAUAACCCUAGCCCAAUGCCGAAACCCUAAUCACAUAACCCUAUCCCAAUGCCGAAACCCUAAUCACAUAACCCUAGCCCAAUGCCCUAACCCUAUUCACAUAACCCUAGCCCAAUGCCAAAACCCUAAUCACAUAACCCUAUCCCAAUGCCGAAACCCUAAUCACAUAACCCUAGCCCAAUGCCGAAACCCUAAUCACAUAACCCUAUCCCAAUGCCGAAACCCUAAUCACAUAACCCUAUCCCAAUGCCCUAACCCUAUUCACAUAACCCUAUCCCAAUGCCGAAACCCUAAUCACAUAACCCUAGCCUAAUACCAGUUCCAGUAGAAUGUCUCGGCUUCCUGGACAUCGAUCAGAGGGAGGCAGCUGAAGUGGUUUCAUGUCAUCACCAGCCUGUCAGAGCUCACUGUAAUUGGUCUGAGACUGAGAGGUGAAUUAUCACAUGUCACCACAAGAUGGCAGCAGAGCAGCGGAGAUAUUUUGUGGGUGAUGUUAUUAGUUGCGGCCACAAGAUGGCAGCAGAGGAAAUGUAUUCCUCCUAAUAGAAGAGCGUGAAGGAAAACCAGAGAGGUCAUGUGACCGGAAAUGAAGUCGUCUUCUAGUGUUUCUAGAGGGGAACAUCCGGUCUCCGGAAAGAUGGCGGCAAGAAAAGGAUUAUGGGAGGGGGAGGGAAGGAGAAGCUGCAGAUGAAAAUAUUCGCAGUCACUCUACAGAUACAGGUGAGAACUGCGACUCGCCACCAAUGAGGACAAUAUGGCCGAUGCUGGUGUUAUGGAGGAACUCGGCUCAGAUAAUAAAAUUAAAGUGGAACCCCCCGAGGAUGAAGAUACUCACUCUCUAUUUCUGACCAAUCAUAUUAAAGAAGAGCCAUAUGACUAUGAGGGAGUGCUCCGCCCACCUGCAGAUCAGUCUCUGGGUAAUGGUUGUGAGGAUCGGUUCCCACCUCUAAACUCCACCCCCUUAUGUAUUAAAGGCGAGUCAGGCGAGGAUGGCCUGGAGGAGGCGCUGGAGUACACCACCGUCUUCAUAAAGGAGGAGCCAAUCUCCGGUGACGAAGGUGUCUUUCCUUCAGCAGAUGUUGGGGAGUGGCGUACCUCGGGGGUGUUACCAGAUGGCUCCGCCCUGGGUGGAGACGAGGAGUCGGAUAGCCUAAGUGACCACACAGAGAUCGAAUACACUACAGUGCGCAUCAAGGGGGAGGAGUCAUCCCAUGAAGACUUUGCGGAGGUGGUCUCUGACAACUACGCCACACGAGACCACACCUACAUGGUGACCCGCACGGAUGACUGCAUGAGGGCCCCCUGCAACAUCCGCAAACUCCACAAGACUCUGAACUGCAGCGAGUGCGGGAAAGUCUUCUUCGGCAAAGCUGCCUAUCGGCUCCACCAGAGACUUCACCGGGGGGAGGCCAUCUACGCCUGCGCCACCUGCGGGAAGAAGUUCUCCCGGAAGGGAUCGUGUCUGAAGCACCAAGAGGCCGCCCACAGCCGAGAGAAGUCCUUCGAGUGUCCCAACUGCGACCGCUACUUCUCCUCCAAGCUGGGGCUGACCCUUCACCAGCGUGUCCACAACCGAGAGCCCGCCUUCAGCUGCAAGGACUGCGCCAAAUCCUUCACCAGUAACUCGGCUCUUAUCCAGCACCAGCGGGUCCACUACACCGACCGGCGCCUGGUGUGCCCCAAGUGUGGCGUCACCUUUCACAACAAGUCGGAUUUGAUCAACCACGAGAUCCUCCACCCCGUGCGGCAAUCCUUCGUGUGCUCCGAGUGCGGCGAGAAGUUCCAGACCAAGGCGGAGCUCUCCGCCCACUGGAAGGUCCACACCGUCAUCAAAGCCUUCUCCUGGAGGAAGAUCCACUUCAAGCACCCCGAGGGGGCGGCGCCCGGCAAAGCCGGAGGACCCUUAUUACCAGACAGUCCACCCAAAACUGACCACUCUGGUUAGGAAGCAUGCAGGGUCAGGUUAGUUGUCCUUGGAUUCACAGAUCUGAAAGAGCACCAGUUGGGUUAUCUGACCUUGAGUUCCCAGCUCCGCCCAUCCAGCACAGACAUUGUGAUGGAGUUCCCAGCUCCGCCCAUCCAGCACAGACAUUGUGAUGGAGUUCCCAGCUCCGCCCAUCCAGCACAGACAUUGUGAUGGAGUUCCCAGCU
Messenger RNA from Rana temporaria (common frog), 3432 nucleotides. RefSeq names its product zinc finger protein 132-like. NCBI's taxonomy places the organism in Eukaryota, Metazoa, Chordata, Amphibia, Anura, Ranidae. The coding region runs from base 2036 to 3226 and encodes 396 amino acids. Gene Ontology annotation, molecular function: DNA-binding transcription factor activity, RNA polymerase II-specific; RNA polymerase II transcription regulatory region sequence-specific DNA binding. The record is from RefSeq and is a predicted model, not a curated record. Gene Ontology annotation, cellular component: nucleus. Gene Ontology annotation, biological process: regulation of transcription by RNA polymerase II. The transcript has 2 exons.